Messenger RNA from Musa acuminata AAA Group (dessert banana), 1238 nucleotides. RefSeq lists its product as uncharacterized. The transcript has 8 exons. The record is from RefSeq and is a predicted model, not a curated record. Gene Ontology annotation, molecular function: S-adenosylmethionine-dependent methyltransferase activity. NCBI's taxonomy places the organism in Eukaryota, Viridiplantae, Streptophyta, Magnoliopsida, Zingiberales, Musaceae. The coding region runs from base 175 to 927 and encodes 250 amino acids.
GGGGAAGGCCGGGUAGAGUAAAAGGGGGACGUGAUGGCGACGGGCCGCGGCGGCUCCUCGCGUUGCACGCACGAGAUCGAUGGAUCGAUGGAUAGGAAGGAUCGAUGACGACAACAAAGGUAGGGAAGUGGGCGAGGAGGAAGAGGAGGAGGGGAACCCGAGAGGCGGAAGUCGAUGAUGAUGUCGUCGUCGCAGCGCAACGCGUACAGCUACGGGGACGCCCUCUACUGGGACGCCCGCUACCUCGCCGACGGAAGCGCCUCCUUCGACUGGUACCAGCGCUACUCCGCCCUCCGCCCCUUUGUCAGAAAGUACGUCCCCGUCUCUGCCGGCGUCCUCAUGGUCGGCUGCGGCAACGCUGUUAUGUCAGAGGAUAUGGUGAAGGAUGGUUACAUAGACAUCAUGAACAUUGACAUCUCAUCAGUUGUGACAGAAAUGAUGAGAAAGAAAUACACACAUAUUCCACAACUACGCUACAUGCAAAUGGAUGUAAGGGACAUGAGCUUCUUUGAUGAUGAAUCAUUUGACUGUGUCAUUGAUAAAGGGACUUUGGAUUCUUUAAUGUGCGGUGUGGAUGCUACACUUAGUGCCUCCCGGAUGCUAGAAGAAGUGAACAGGCUUCUCAGACCUGGCGGGAUCUAUAUGUUGAUAACUUAUGGUGAUCCAUCAGUUCGAAUUCCUCGUUUAAACCAACCAGGAUGCAGUUGGAAUAUUAUAUUGUAUAUUAUACCCAGGCCAGGAUUCCAAAGCCAUGGAGGGUGUAGUUCGCAAAGGUCGAUCAUGGAACCUGUCCCACUUACCAAAUGUGGUCAGCUACCAUCAGGUUUUGUUCUUGAAGAUCCAGACUCACACUACAUAUAUGUUUGCGAGAAGGAACAUGGACUAUUAGGGAUUGCUCAUAGGGAUUGCUCAUCAGCAAUGAAGUAGCUGGCUCCUCAGGAUAUUUUAAUUGUUGUUGUAUUCCCAAAAUGCUGCUGCGGAGACAACAAUCUCAGUCAUAGUGAUCUCUGCAGCUCCAGCUUUUCUCCUCUUACACAAUUAGGUCUUGAUUCCUGUCUAUCAUGGUUGGAAAACAUUUACAAUUUCAUUUACAUUUUAUGAUCUACCAAACAAUGAUGGGAUAUGACUGAAAUUAAGGUCUGCAGUUUUUCUAAUAUCUUUUUAUUACAUUAAGCUGUGAAUAAGAUGUUCUUAUAUAGCUUCAAUAAUAACAGAGAUUGGUCUGCAGUUUCUAUUCA